UCUUUCCUCAUAGUUUAAUGACAGAUGUUUUUCAGGAUGUCACAGCCAGACAGUGUUUGAUUGCAGGCCCUCUAAAAAUAGCAAAAAACUGUGCUAAUAAUUCUUUUCUCAGUUCUAAGGCAUCCCCUAAUUUAUUUUGCAGAUUUUUUACAUUUGAAUAAAAAUGAUGGAAAUUUGAAGAUUUUUACAUAAAAAAACCUGAAGAAAAGAAAAAGUAUUAAUUCAGGUCACACCGUUUAUGAAUUUCUUGGCUUUACAUUUCUAUGAAAUAGGUAUGUGGCUCUUCAUCUUCUAGGAAGUUCUCCUGUAGUAGUUUGGGGCAUCUGUUUGUGCUUUAGGAUGGGUAAAUACAUCCUCCCAGAGAUUAUGUGGCAAAAAAAUCAACAGCUUAGGCUCCAGUGACUUUCAAACCACAGCUUUAUGUAGUUAACAAUCAGCUGGAGUUGGGUCUUGCAGCAGGAGGUAAAAGCCAGGCUGAAACCAACAUAACAAUUUAACUUGAUUUACAGAGACUAAAAAUGGUACUGAAUGAUUGUCCUGCAUUGCAAGGAAGAGAAAAACAAUUCUCUGGCUUUGUCCAAACAAAUUAACAUGAAAGAACUCACUAUUUUGAGCUUUUGUCUAUGUUUGUACUAAGCUAACAUUCCAAAACAUAUUUUGAUAUUUUUUUUUCUGUGAAAACCCCUGCAAAGUCUAGAACAAUAGCAGAAAUACUAUGUCUAUAAAAGGCUGAACUAUUCCAAUGCGAGCAUCAUAAAUGAGAGCGUGGAGGAGGAUUAGGGAAGUAGGAGAGUGUGUAUUGAGGUCAGCGUGCACAAAAUUGCUUUUAAAAUGUCUGGGUUUGUGUCUAGAGGGGAGUCACGAGUGAGAUUGUCGGACUGUGGCUGCAUUUCACGGAAAUGUCAGUGCACAAGCCUUGGGACCUCUUUUCCUCUCGGUUUUCCCGUCCGUACCCCGGGCCGGGCCGGGGACCCAUUGCUGCCCCGCUCGGGCUCCCCGGGGCCCCUCCUGGGGAGCGACAGGCGAUUCCCGCUACUCCAGCCGGUUUCUGCCGCUAAUCCAGCCGGUUCUGCUGCCUUUUCCUUCUCACAAGCGGCCCUGUCUGCUCCCGUGGCGGGUGAUGCUGUUGGUGCAGUGGGGCAGUCCCCUCAGCGCAGCCCGUUGCUCUCUGUGCGCUUGCCGUUAGCGACGAGCCAAGCGACAGCGCUCAGCCGUGGGCUAAGCAGCCAACAGGUUUAACGAGUUAAAAUCCGGCAUAACAGCGUGCACCCAGCCAAGCACCGCAAAUCGGCUAGAACAGCACACCGUGCGCCCAGAACCUGAAGCACGUCUGCAAACACACGCCGCAGCCGCAGCGCUCUCCCACCAUCGCCUCACAACAGCGCCGUCCCCAUCCCCGCGGGCCCGGGCUCCGUCCGGCCAUGUCAGGAUCAGCCCCCGAGGAGCCUCAGACCAUUCCUCAGAGCCCAGCUAGUGUUGCUGACCCCGCUCCCGUUGCUGUCGGACCUGGAGGCUCAAGUGACAGUUCCUUUGGUGAGCAAAACCUUGGCUUCGCCACCCCCGAGGCCAGCCUGGUGGAGAUGAUGGACAUUGAGUACACCCAGCUGCAGCACAUACUUUGCUCGCACACGGAGGCGCAGAGUAGCGAAGGUGAAGUGGAAGCCAGGCUCAGCGCUUUCUCCUCGCCUGGCCCCUCUGCAGACCCCCCUCUGCAGCAGCCCUCCCCCAGCACCAGUCAGGACGGGGGCUCAUCCAACAGCUCUGGGAACCAGUCGGUCUGCCCAGUGACCUGUCAGUCAGGGUUGCCUUGUGACAGCUACUGGCCGAGUUCUAACCCACACCUGGGCUAUGCUGACUUGCAGGAGCUCAGGAUGAUGUUACUUAGCGAGUCCAACCUCCCCGUGAGCCAAAGAGAGAAAGCGCCCAACAGUAGUAGCUCUGUAGAAGUCUCGGGAUGCAGUGUAGCAAAAGCUAAACAGGGUGAAAAUUUCUUGGGGGAGAAUAAGGAAAACAUAUUUGUUGAAAAUUCGGCACUGGCACCAGAGGUUAGAUCUAAACCUGCAGUCAGAGCUCGGUUGGAAGACAGAUUCAACAGCAGCCCGACAGAAAACCCCAGAUGUCAAGAACCCCAAGAAUCUGGAGUAACUCUUAACAAUUUAGUGACACUGAUCCGCCAGCCCUCAGAAGUGGUGGGUGUUCCUCUUCACCAGCAAGGGAACAGGUGUGCUGCACUAGGAAAAAAUAAGGCUGCACCUGCCACACAUUCCUUACCAUUUACUUACCCAUUCUUUACCAUGAAUGCAUGUUCUGCUGCUGGAAGUGCUAAUCCUUCCCAAGCACAGACCUGUGGAACAUCUUGCACUAUUUUGGAAGCUGCCAAACAUCAAGACCUUGGGAUACCCAAGACAUUCCCUUUUCUCUAUCAGGAAGUUGAAUCCACAAAACAGACAGUAGGUGCUAUAAAUAAAGCUUUGCCUGAGGAAGUUUGGAUUAAAGUUGGAGACACCUUAUGCAAGCAAGCCAUAAACAGAAGUUGCAGCCGAAUAAAUCUGCUGGACGCAAACAUGGAUCGCAAACCUCUCGGUGAGAUUCGGAACGCCCGGGACAACAGCCAGAGCACUGCAGCUGCCCAGGGCCCCUGGCAGUCAGCACAGCCCAGCUCCAGUGUGCAGGUACAGAGUGGUUCCCAGGAUGGAAGCGCCCAGAGGAGGGAAAGGCACAACCGCCUGGAGAGAGACAGGAGGCGCAGGAUCCGGGUUUGUUGUGAUGAGCUCAACCUCCUCGUUCCCUUCUGCACGAUUGACACUGACAAGGCAACAACUUUGCAGUGGACAACUGCAUUCCUCAAGUACAUUCAGGAAAGGCACGGCGACUCCCUGAAGCAGGAAUUUGAGACUGUAUUCUGUGGUAAAACAGGCAGGAGACUAAAAAUUGGAAGACCAGACUCGUGUGUAAUGUGUCCAGCCCAGGAAAACCGCACAGCGAUGGAGACCAAAUAGCCUGACCUGCCCACCCUGAAUGUGUGACAAUAGUCCAGACUGGGUUUUAUUCUUUCCAUUUACAUGCUGAAUAGGAAUUGAAAGUGUAACUUGUAAAUAUGUAUAAAUAGAAGGUGAAAAGAAACAUUCUUUAUUGCAGAUGGAAGUUAACUGCCAGCAAUGGAAAUCAGUGCCCUGUUCAAGGGGCUUUUGGACCAGAAACUACAAGAAAAUGUCAUGACUAAGUAUUUUAAUUCUUUAGUUGUACAAAAUUUGCUUGUCAUCCUACUUUGGGGUCUUAUUUAAUUGUUUACUUGUACUUUCUUUUUUAAAGAUGAUGCAGUACAGAUUGGAAGAGCUAUGGAACAUCCAUCUGCCUGUUACUUUAAUGGCCAGAUGCAAAAUCAUUCUUCCAGUGUAAAAAGAAACUAAAGUUACCAUAUUAUAAUGCCCAUUUUUCCCUUUAAAAUGUAAAUAUUGUAUUGGUUAUUUGGAGAAGUGCAUAGUUUCUAAACUGUGUGUAUUAUGAAUUUUGCAUUUGCAUACAUAUUUAACAUAAUUAGCUCCAAAGAGUAAUGCAAUGGUGUUGGCAUUUUUAAAUUCAGUACUAUUUUUAAUGUCUGCCACACAACUGUCCAACAGGUUCUCGUGUUGUUUCUUUAGACCAAAAAUGGCAUAUUUUAAACAGUACAUAUUUAAAUGCACAAACUAUUUUUAUAUUUAAAGAGAAAUAUGAUGCUUUGUUCAUAGGCUUUGGCAUAUAGCUCAGAAAUAGAACUGUGUGUGAGCUGAGAGUGGUUUUAUUAAUUUUUUUUUAAAUAGAUGGUGCUAGCAAGUUUUAAAGUAUAAAGAGUUCUACCAAAAUUAAUACUGGUUUAAAUCACGGAUAAGAACAAUUGUGCAGCAAUUUAUGUCCAAACAAUCCUAGGAAAACCAGUUCUGGAAAAUGGAGUUUAGCCAAGUUAAUUUGAUUUGUAUAAUGACACUUACAACAUCACAAAGAAAAGGUUAAAAAAAAUCUCCUUUUAUUUUUACAACAGUUCAUACAGGUGGUUUUGGCUGGACUUUAAAAGAGCAUCCUUUCUUAGGUGGGGUUCCAUCACAAUUACUGUGCAAAUAGCUGAAGUAGAGGUCAUGAAAAUGCUGUUAUUUCAUUUCCUUCAUUAUCAUAUGGAAAUAUACAAAAAACUCUUCCCUGGAAAUUAAAAUAUUUACAUUACUCCUUUUGCAGAUUUGCUUGCAAGAGGAUUACUGUUUACUAGUCUUGGCAAAUAUUUGAGAUGCAAUCUGAAAAUUUCUAACUGGCAGCACAGACUUAAGCAAUGGUCAUUCCUUAGGCCAGAAGGUUCAGAUGUUAAAAUACAGGAUAUUGAAAUGCCUGAUUUCCACUGAUGGAAGAGGCAGCUCGGUGCCUGAGUGCCUUAACAACGUGUCUGAGUGCACAAACCUGCAGGACUGAAGUCAGUGGGAGCAGCACCAAGGAAUUCAAUGGAAAAGGCUCAAACUUUCUUAGCAAAAAGUCGUACAUGGGGGGUGAUGGUCAAAAGGAGCAAUGCUUCCUCUUGCAGGUCUCUUGAGCAAAGUGAGGAAGGAAACGUGAGGUUGUUUAGCAGUAAAAAUUCUGGAAAAUAAUUGGGGGGAGGAAAAGAUAGUCAUAAAGCAUCUUUUAAUUAAAGUUUUCAUCUGAUGCUUUCUUUUUCAUAGAACUGUGUCAAAGUCUCCACUUAAUAGAAUAGAAGGAGCAUCUGUCCUUUUAGCACUAGAAGGAUUCUGUUUUCUUACAAUGCACUGUUUAUUUAAAUAUUCAGUCACUUCUUCACUUCUUGUACUGUUGGUUUAUGAUUUUUUGGAAGUUGAUGCUGCAACAGCUCCCAUGCAAGCCGACGUGUCACAUAUUCCUGGAGUUCCCUGAGCCCCAGUAGUCCCAGGAGUCCCAGGAUCCCCUGGCAGCCCGGGCUCACCCUGAGCACCAUCACGGCCAUUUUGAGUAAUUCCAGGCACACCAGGUGGUCCUAAACAAGAGAGGGGAAAGAUACAUGAAAUAUUUCCAUCUCUUCUUUUUUAAUAUCUGUAUAUAUGUGUUGCUUUUAGAGAUCUUAAUAUACUUUGAGUGUCUGUACAUCACACUUGUUAUGGCCUGUUGAGUACAAGGUGUUUUCAAUAAAUUUACCCUGAAUCUGG
This is a messenger RNA of Oenanthe melanoleuca, 5159 nucleotides long. It is a transcript of the gene TCFL5, whose product is annotated as transcription factor like 5. The record is from RefSeq and is a predicted model, not a curated record. Gene Ontology annotation, molecular function: RNA polymerase II cis-regulatory region sequence-specific DNA binding; protein dimerization activity; DNA-binding transcription factor activity, RNA polymerase II-specific. Lineage: Eukaryota; Metazoa; Chordata; Aves; Passeriformes; Muscicapidae. The coding region runs from base 1422 to 2999 and encodes 525 amino acids. Gene Ontology annotation, cellular component: nucleus. Gene Ontology annotation, biological process: spermatogenesis; regulation of DNA-templated transcription. The transcript has 7 exons.